Balaenoptera acutorostrata (minke whale) is the source of this 3308-nucleotide messenger RNA. RefSeq names its product syntaxin 2 (gene STX2). Gene Ontology annotation, cellular component: plasma membrane; endomembrane system; SNARE complex. NCBI's taxonomy places the organism in Eukaryota, Metazoa, Chordata, Mammalia, Artiodactyla, Balaenopteridae. The coding region runs from base 218 to 1084 and encodes 288 amino acids. The record is from RefSeq and is a predicted model, not a curated record. Gene Ontology annotation, biological process: synaptic vesicle fusion to presynaptic active zone membrane; intracellular protein transport; exocytosis. Gene Ontology annotation, molecular function: SNARE binding; SNAP receptor activity. The transcript has 11 exons.
GCAUUCCCGCAGGAAGGCUCCCGCCGUCUGCGUGGGCCUGGGCGCGGCGCGGGCCGGGCGUACGCAGAGCGCGCCGGCGCGGUUGCCGUGGCAGCGCCGGCGGAGAGGACGGCGACCGGCUGGCUGAGGCGGCGGCUGGGCCACCGAGAGCCUGCGGCCGGCCGGAGGCGGCGCCGGGCAGGCCUGAGCGGCGGCGCGCGGCGCCCGGCCCGCGGGGAUGCGGGACCGGCUGCCGGACUUGACGGCGUGUAGAAAAAAUGAUGAUGGAGACCCGACUGUUGUUGUUGAAAAGGACCAUUUUAUGGAUGAUUUCUUCCAUCAGGUUGAGGAGAUCAGAAACAGUAUAGCUAAAAUAGCUCAGUAUGUUGAAGAAGUAAAGAAAAACCACAGCAUCAUUCUUUCUGCACCAAACCCAGAAGGAAAAAUAAAAGAAGAACUUGAAGAUCUGAACAAAGAAAUCAAGAAAACUGCUAAUAAAAUUCGGACCAAGUUAAAAUCUAUUGAACAAAGUUUUGAUCAGGAUGAGAGUGGGGACCGAACGUCAGUGGAUCUUCGGAUACGAAGAACCCAGCAUUCAGUGCUAUCUCGAAAGUUUGUGGAAGUUAUGACAGAGUAUAAUGAAGCACAGACUCUAUUUCGGGAGCGAAGCAAAGGCCGGAUACAGCGUCAGCUAGAAAUAACUGGAAAAACUACCACUGAUGAUGAACUAGAAGAGAUGCUGGAAAGUGGGAAUCCCUCUAUUUUCACGUCAGACAUUAUCUCAGAUUCACAGAUUACUAGACAGGCUCUCAAUGAAAUUGAGUCACGUCAUAAAGACAUUAUGAAGCUGGAGACCAGCAUCCGAGAGCUGCAUGAGAUGUUCAUGGACAUGGCCAUGUUUGUUGAGACUCAGGGUGAAAUGAUCAACAACAUAGAAAAAAACGUUAUGAAUGCCACAGACUAUGUAGAACAUGCUAAAGAAGAAACGAAAAAAGCUAUUAAAUAUCAAAGCAAAGCAAGAAGGAAAAAGUGGAUAAUUGUUGCCGUGUCACUGGUUCUGGUGGCUGUGAUUGCGCUAAUUAUUGGUUUAUCAGUUGGCAAAUGAUGCGGUGGAUUACGUCAGCGUGCAUGCCUCUCUGCCGGCGCGGCAAAAAUGAUGUUCAUUAUUAUUUGCGUAGUUAUUUUGCUUGUGAUCCUUGGAAUUAUCCUAGCAACAACAUUGUCAUAGCAACCAUGUCCCAAGAGCCGUUGAUCCUUGGAGUCAGACCACACCUGCAGCAAAUGAGCCUCCUCCCAUUUCAUGAAUGAAUCCUAGACAUUGUGACACGUGGCAUUGAGUGCUGACUUUUUAUUAGUGAAUUCAAGGAGAAAACGCAACAGAAUGUAUUGUUUGGUGAGAAAAGCAGAAUGGAUGUGAUGAGUUAACCCAAACAUCCUUGGAUUCUGCAUAACACACCACAAAAAAUUAACAACGUGAAACUGCUUUCAGUGGCCUUAGAAUAAGGAAUUAUUGAAAUUUUCAAUUUUUUUUAUAUUUCAGUGUUAAAAAUGUAUGUGAGGUUUAAUUAGGAAUGUCUUAUGUUAUGAAGCUAUUAGAUGUGAGGUCUAAGACUUUCUUCCCUCUCCCAGCUAACAUGCUGAUUGAGAUGUUUUUGUACUGUGUUUAAUUUGUGUUUGUUUAUGUUUGCAAAAAUUAUUUUUAUUAUCACAGAGCUGUUUUGUAAGAUAUCUAUAAUUUUAAAUGUUUAUAAAUUGUUUAAUAUAUUAACAUCUUAAUUUACUCCAAUUUUAUAUAUUAACUAUUGCCUUUUAAAAGAAAUAGGAAGGUUCAUGAUAUUAGAGCCAUUUUUGCACAGUUGUUUACAGAGUCUGCCAUCAGCCUAGAAGACAUUGGUUGCAAGGUUCCCCAAAAAGCCUUUCUAGUGCCUUCUGUUAAAAUUGAUUUAUAAGGUUUAAAUGCACCCAGCACCCUGCGGGAAAAGCUCGAUUAUUGUACUCAGCUCCAUUUCUAGCUGUUUCAUUACCCAAGAUAAUAAAUUAGUUACUGCACUGUAAAGACAGUGGUCUCUUCUUUUAUCCAUAAGGUUUGUGAUUCCCUGUUUACACUAAUAAAGUCUCAAUUUAAGAUGGUGAUAAAACCAAAUUUUAAACUCAAGGGGAUUAUUCCCAGACAUUAAGUAAUUCUUUUAAAUUUCAACCGUUGUACAGAUCACCUAAAUGUUCUUGUUCAGUACCUACUCUUCUGCUGAACUUUAAAAGUUAAUUCCCAAAGUUUACAGGAAUCUAUGAUAAUUAACAUUUUUAUUACUCAUUAUUUUUAGUAUAAUAUGCUUUAUUUUUAGACUGUAAAAUGUAUGAAAUCUUACUAGUGAAUGGACAUGUAUAAGAUAGCAUCUCGUCAAAAUUUUAAAUGAAUAUGUGAAGGAUACUCAAAAUGUAGUUAACUCUUGUUACUUCUGUAUGUGAUUGUGUAAGCACAUGACUGUAUUUUAACAUUGGCUUGAAAACUAAUAUAGAUACGCUUGAUUGCAAACUGUAAGUGUGAAUUAUAUCGGACCGUUUAGAAACUGUGUUCCUUAUUCAGUACAAUUAUGAAUUUCACUCAUUCAUACUUUAUACAUCUAACUGCUUAGCUUAGGCUUAAGUCUGUAUUUAUGCAUUUUAUUUACUUGCUGGUCAUCACUGUGUAGUCAGAAUUCCUAUAGGAGUAUCCUGGCUCUAGCAUAUAUAUUUCUUAAAUCUUUAAAAAGCCUGUCAGUGGGACAUGCUCCCUGAUUUGUGCUUAAGUUGAAGGUGUGACCUGUCCUGAAGGAUAUUUAAAUAUCUAGAGCUCGUGCUUGUAUUAAUGUAACUUUUGUACAUCCAAACAUUUGUCUGUAUGAUUAUGUCCCUGUGCGGAGGAACUUUGUGCUCCCCCCGUGUCCCACUUUUCCCUUCAAGUUAAGUCUUUUUCGUCCCCACCUCUCAUAAUAAUUCUUACUGUAUUUUUUCAAGACAUUCUGGAUUUGAAGUACUUACUGAAUCUGUGUUUUAUAGUUGAAGAUAUGGAAGUGCUUUUUGAUUUGUACUUAGGUGUUUAAGUCAUCCAUCAGGUAACACAUUUUGUAUGUCUAAGCCUCAUGUACCUAUUUGAAAUCAGAUUUUUAAAAAUACAUAUACAGGUUCACUUGUUACUUUUUAUCAUUUCUUCAAAUAUUUCAUGUUUACAUUAAAAAAAAAUCUCAGAGAACCAAAAAAGAAAUAUUUACUUUCUGCCUUGUGUUCAUUUCUGAAAAGAUUUUUGGGGAGAUAUUUUAUUGCAUAUCCAUUAAUAAAUUGUUCUACUAUGA